AUGAAUGCUUUCAGCCCUCGGAUUUUGAUGUUCCCAUGGCUAGGGUAUGGCCACAUCACACCAUACCUUGAGCUUGCCAAAAAACUCACCACUAAAGGCUUCUUCAUCUACUUGUGCUCCACUCAAACCACUCUCAAUUCCAUCCAAAACAAAAUCCCUCAAAACUUGUCAAACUCCAUUGAAUUAGUCCCCCUUGCAUUGGAGGUUUCACAAGAUGAUCUCCCUGAGAAGUACCACACCACCAAUGGCCUCCCUCCCCACCUCAUGCUCAAGCUCAAGGAGGCCUUUGACAACUCCAAACAUAACUUCUCAUCCAUUUUGGAGAAGCACAGGCCCGACCUCCUCAUCUUCGACUUCCUCCAGCCGUGGGCCCCACCGCUGGCCGAGGCCUUGGGCAUCCCUUCCGUCAUAUUCAUCACCAGCAGCUCUGUCAUGACCAGUUUCAUGUUCCAUCAUUUCAACUAUCCGGAGGCUGAGUUCCCGUACGGGAACAUCAGGUUCCGUGCCUACGAGUCUCGUUUCAUGGACGAGCUGCUGGCCAACGCCGGGGACCCUGAAGAGAGGGAGAAGGGCUCUGCGGGAGUCAACAUGUCUCGCGAGGUCGUCCUCAUCAAAGGGUCUGGAGAGAUCGAAGGGAGAUACAUCGAGUAUGUGUCUCGUUUGACCGGGAAGAGGUUUGUCCCGGUCGGCCCUCUUGUUCAGGAGCCUGAUGAGAAGUCCUCGCCAUCAGAGUUGUUGUCUUGGUUGGAUAAGAAAGAGGCGAGAUCGACCGUUUUCGUCUCGUUUGGGAGCGAGUACUUCCUUAGCAAGGAGGACAUGGAUGGGAUUGCUCAUGGUUUGCUGCAAUCCAAAGCUAACUUCAUUUGGGUUGUGAGGUUUCCGGAAACCGAGGUGGUUCUCGAGGAGAAGCUUCCGGAAGGGUUUCUUGACAAGGUUGGGGAAAGGGGGAAGAUUGUGCAAGGCUGGGCCCCACAGACAAGGAUCCUGGUGCAUCCAAAUGUGGGAGGCUUUGUGAGCCACUGUGGCUGGAACUCUGUGAUGGAGAGCUUCAAGUUUGGGGUUCCUAUCGUCGCGGUGCCAAUGCAUCUGGACCAGCCCAUCAACGCUAGGCUGGUCGAAGAGGUUGGUGCGGGGGAGGAGGUUGUGAGGGACAGAGAUGGGAGGCUGAAUGCUGAGACAGUUGCUGCGGUGAUCAAUCGUGUCGUGGUGGAAGAUGGCGUGAGGGCGAAGGUGGAUGAGGUUAAGAAGAUGCUUGCGUUGAAGGGAGAUGGAGAGAUCGAUGAAGUUGCUCGAGAACUCAUGAGCAUUUGCAGCAAGAGUUUGAUCAACUAA
Salvia hispanica is the source of this 1332-nucleotide messenger RNA. Lineage: Eukaryota; Viridiplantae; Streptophyta; Magnoliopsida; Lamiales; Lamiaceae. The record is from RefSeq and is a predicted model, not a curated record.